Histoplasma mississippiense is the source of this 768-nucleotide messenger RNA. RefSeq lists its product with no specific name. The transcript has 5 exons. The record is from RefSeq and is a predicted model, not a curated record. Bases 1 to 768 code for a protein of 255 amino acids. NCBI's taxonomy places the organism in Eukaryota, Fungi, Ascomycota, Eurotiomycetes, Onygenales, Ajellomycetaceae.
AUGCCUCCAAAACGAAAACAGCGAUCUGACGAUGGCCCCGACCAGCAAGAAGGAGAACAUGAUCGCAAGAGAUUCGCAAUAUUGAAACCUCGGACUCGGCAUAUCGCCGAACGUACAAUUAAAACAAAAUGGACCACGCUACCUGAUUCUGUUCAAGGGAUGAUCAAAGACCUUUUCCGAUCGAUCGAGCGGCCUGUUGUUAUGAGACAUCGCGACGAAAGGAAGCGUAUCGAAGCCCAAACGGCGGUUGUGGCAGUCAGAAAAAAUUUAGGGAGACGGUUACCUCGAAUGCCAUUCCCGCCUGGUACCAAAGACGCCGAUUUCGACUACGAAGCGGCAUUGGAUGAGAAUCGUGCCUUGGAACUUCAAUUGGCUGCGGUUGUUAAUUCUGCGGAUUUGUUAAGAGCAGAGAUCACCCGGGAGGAAGCUCAUCUAGCAGAAGACAAAGCGCAACUCGAGGAGCUGGAAAAGAAUGCGAGAGCAGCGCAAACAGAAAGGAAGCGACAGACAAGAAAUGCUCAUCCAGUCAUCCGGCACCUGGAACGACUUGGACAGCAAAGCGACGGGAGUACAUCCCUCACCUUUACCGGACUGAAGAAUAACAGGGGUAUGCUGUGUGAGAUUGAUACCGACUCAGAACUCUAUCCUUUGAUUAAGCAGCUUCGCAGCCAUCUCGAAUCGAUGCAAAAUAAUGUCACCCAGAUUGCGGGCCUUAGAGAAGCCAUCAUUCGUGCCCAAUCAUGCUUAGAUCUUCUUCCCCUAGGGUGA